This is a messenger RNA of Didymella exigua CBS 183.55, 2346 nucleotides long. RefSeq lists its product as uncharacterized. Gene Ontology annotation, biological process: mRNA processing. The transcript has 5 exons. The record is from RefSeq and is a predicted model, not a curated record. Gene Ontology annotation, molecular function: RNA binding; metal ion binding. Lineage: Eukaryota; Fungi; Ascomycota; Dothideomycetes; Pleosporales; Didymellaceae. The coding region runs from base 181 to 2241 and encodes 686 amino acids. Gene Ontology annotation, cellular component: nucleus.
ACAAGGAUUGCUGCUUGCUUGCUUGCGUGAAUGCGGAGCUAGGCGAACGCGGGACCUUGCUGUCGCGCUAAAAGUACGCGCUGAAUCUUUGGAGCUCCGCGUUGCUAGAUUUCCACAAUCACGACCAACAACAGGAUCAGGACGCAUGCUACGUGUGAGGGAACUGGCGAUUGCGCGACCAUGUUGCUGCCAGAGGAAGACUCGGAAGUGUUCAAACGCUGGGUGCUUCCCAAGCUAGAGACAAUCUCCGACGCCGAUGGGGAGGUUCUUGCCGACUACGUGGUCGCGCUUGUCACAACGAAAGAAACAGAUGCUAACAUCAGGCGCAACUGUCUAGAAAGUCUCUCGGACUUCUUGCAGGAUCACACUGCGAGCUUCGUCGAUGAAGUCAUUCGAACUCUAAAGAGCAAGAGCUAUGCUAGCGCGAAUACAAACGUAAGGAUCGAAGCGCCAGCGCAAAUUCCUUCUAUAGUCGGCACGUCGACCGCCGAGUACCUUCCACACCCCGCAAACGCAUCCAACACUGCUCCUCUGCAUGCGCCGAGAGGUCCCGCAGCGAGUCGAGCGUCGAACGGCCACCGCUUGCUGGACCGCCCUACUGGAGUAGCACCAGGCGCAAACGUACAGCAAGACGGCCAAAGGUCUCGGAAGCGCAAGCAGGACGAGCGAGAUACAAGCCAAUCGAGGGAAGGCCUCGACCGUCGUGCUGGCAAUGACCGACCUCUCAAGCAGGCUGCGCGCAGAGGGAAGAAUGGCCGCGCUGGAGGGCUGAACGCCCAAGCAGCUGCGUUUGCGCCCAUGCCGAACAUGCCGCCGUUCAAUCCGUCGUUUGGCGAGAUCCCUCCGUUCGACCCUGGCAACCCCAUGGCCUUCCUGGCCAUGGCUGCAGCUUUUGGGAUUAACCUGCCGGGCAUGCCACCGAUGCCAGCCUUCAACGCGGAGACCAGCAAUAUCAGGUGCGCAGACUACGACACAAAGGGCUUCUGUGCGGCUGGGAGUACCUGCCCAUAUCGACAUAACCUAGAGUACGAUCCGGAUCAGCCUGCGCAGGGAGAUGCCAAUUACACACAGACUAACAGGACCUACUACGGACGACCAAACGGCGGUCGUGCCCGUGCCCCUUUCUCGCUGCCCGGAUCAACGCGCGAUCGCGCCAACACCACGAUCGUCGUUGAGCAGAUCCCAGAAGACAACUUUAGCGAAGAAGACGUGCGAUACUUCUUUGGAACGUUCGGCACCAUACUCGACAUACGCAUGCAAGCCUACAAACGCCUCGCCGUGGUCAAGUAUGAAACACAUGAUGCUGCAAGCGCCGCCUACAACAGUCCCAAAGCGGUCUUCGACAACCGCUUCGUCAAGGUGUACUGGCACAGGUCUGACGCCGAUCUUGACGCAGAGGGUCAAGGGAGCUACGACGAAACUGAGAUGCUGGACCCGGAGGAGGUUGAGCGCCGUCAAGCUGAGGCCCAGAAGGCGUUUGAAGAGCGCCGCAAGAAAGAAGAGGAGGCAGCAGCCAAAGCAGACGAAGUCGAUCGCAAGUUGCAGGAGACCAAUACUGAGAUCCUGCGUAUACGCCGCGAACUCGCCAGGGUGUCCGGAAAAGGCAACGGCGAUGUGGAAGAGGACUUCUCGCAGGACCUGGCGAUCUUGCAAGCGGAAGCCGAGAAUCUUUUCGCACAGCAGGAUGCUGCGGCCGAGUCCUGGCGUGGCAGCGGUCGUGGCGGGUACAGAGGCGCCCACCGCGGUCGUGGGUAUGCACCACGAGCAAGAGGGUUCAGAGGCGGAUACCGUGGGCGUGGAGCAUUCGCUGGCGCCAGGACAGGCGUGAAGAGACUUGAUAAUCGCCCUAGGAGGAUCGCUAUCAAGGGUGUGGAACCUGGAAGCAGGAAGGACGAGGCACUCAGGCAGCACCUUUUCAAUGUCCCUGAUGUUGUCAGCACCGAGCACUACCCAGAACACGCCAACAUCCUUGUCAUCAACUUCGACGAACGGUAUCAAGCUGAAGCAUUCAUCGACACCGCACACCAGAUCCCGGACGCUGGCAAGCUAGAGAUGGAAUGGGUACCUAACGACGCUUUCGGCGGUGCGAAGGCUGCAGAAGGAGACGCUGGGGGUCACGACAGUGAUAGCGAGUCGGCCACAGUCGAAGUCAAGCAGGAAAACGCUGCCACGGAUGAGCCAGUCGGAGCUGCGGCAGACGCGGAUAUGGAUGUUGCUGAGGAUGAAGAUCAGUGGCUGUAGGGCUGAUUGGAGACAAGCAGAGAUUCAAGCACAACACGGCGUUCGAAGCAUAGUAUAGGCAUGAGAGACAUUUAAAAAAUUACACAAAGACCAUCACAAACGCUG